Molecule: messenger RNA, 1167 nt
Organism: Cladocopium goreaui
Lineage: Eukaryota; Dinophyceae; Suessiales; Symbiodiniaceae
Source: the annotation of a GenBank genome assembly
AUGACGGCCGACCAGCGCCCGCGUGGUGCCCCUCGUGUCGCGAGGGGUAAGACGUCGAGACAGGCUGAGGGAGUGAAAGCGCAUGGCGUUCUUCCGGUUCCACGGGGACCCCCACGGGGACCCGUGGGACCCGCGAUGCUCGUGACCGGCGUGACGGUGACGCGCUGCUUCGUAGAGCCGCACUUGUUGCAACCGCUGCACGACUUCGUCAACGGCGUCUGGUGGCAGCUGGACCUCCUGUGGAAGGCAGCGACAGGGCUGGGGCCCUGGCUGGGCCUUUUUUGGAGCGCCCUGGUGCCCUAUCCGCCCUUCAACUGGCUGCAGUGGGCCGCCCUCAAGGUUUGGCACCUGCCGCGUUUGUAUCGGUUUUACAUUAUUUACGUUUUUGCAGACAAUGUCUGGAAGUGGCUCUUACCGAGCCUACACGAAGAAGUGAUGAGUGGCAUUUUUUUGGCGCUGCUGCAUCGCUAUAAUCCCAAAGGCUAUGUGGAUCGCGUCGUGAAUCGAUUCGUAUCCCUGCUCAACAAGCAGGCCAAGUUGUUGUCUCCCAAGGGUGUGCGAGCACCUUUGCCUGAGGAGUUGUUGGAGACCCUGUGCAUCCGCUUGCGCAACGAUGGCGAGCUGCUGGAGGCGCUGGGCCAUCGACGGAUCUUGCGGAUCUGGCCCCGUCUCAGGAGGCAGACCUUGGGAACUCUGAGCUUCCCAAGCGCCUCCGAUGAGGCUUGGGUCCACAAGACCAUCGUAGACGGCUACUACCGUGAAGUUGAGGCUGUGGUCAAGGAAGCCGCUCUGGUGUCCGCUGCGCAGGAGGCGGCGGCGCGGAUGCGAGUCCUGCAUGAGGCCAUGGACAGUGCGCGCUUGACCUCGAAAGAUGGGGGUCUUUCGCAGGGCACUGGGGGCCUCAUGAGUCAGGUCGACUCGGCCUCGGCGCAGGCGGCGGAUGCCAUCAUCGCGCUCGGCCAGGCAAAGGUUGAAGCGCAAGAAGCCGCAGCCAGAGUGGGCAAGGCUUUGGGCAAGACCUGGCAAGACAAGAUGGAUGAGCUCAUGGAUGUCCACAAGGCCCUGCCGGACGUGGUCGCCGAGCUGCGGCGCCUCGAUCCCAAGGAGUCCAAGGACUCGAAGGACUCGAAAGACUCGAAAGGCAAAGGGAAGAAACCCAAGAAGUGA